Marmota monax (woodchuck) is the source of this 1310-nucleotide messenger RNA. It is a transcript of the gene Igsf23, whose product is annotated as immunoglobulin superfamily member 23. The coding region runs from base 81 to 932 and encodes 283 amino acids. The transcript is spliced from 3 exons. The record is from RefSeq and is a predicted model, not a curated record. Lineage: Eukaryota; Metazoa; Chordata; Mammalia; Rodentia; Sciuridae.
AACUGCGGUGCCACCCAUCACCUUGAGCUGCAGCGCCCAGCAGGACGCUCCCAGCUCAGUCCCAGGCACAGCGCAGCGUCAUGAAGUGUCCUCCCGACACCUGCUCCGGUCACAGCCCUGCCUGGAAGAAGCUGCUUCUAAUAGGCACCCUGCUCGCCUGCAGCACCAGCACCUGUUCUGCGUCCCUGGAGCUGCCCCUGGCAGAGGGAGGCGGUGGCCGCCCGCCUGUCCCCGGGAGCCCCGAUGGCCUCCGCACCGCUUCACGGUUCCCAGGGCGCGAGGCCCAGCCGGCAGCCGUGGUCUCUCCCGAGGGCCUCCGAGGACCGGCUCACAUGGGCAGGGAGUGGCUGGGCUCCCGGGGCCCCCUGCUCAUCACCAAUGUGACAGAUGCGGACAGCGGUGCCACGGUGCUGGGAACCAGCAGGGGACAGGGACGCUCCAACAACAGCCCCAGGCAAGUGCAGCUGCGGACAUCCCCCAGCACCGUCCGGGGCAUCAUCUACAGCGACCUCAACUUCUCGGUGAUCAUGGCGUGGACGGUCACAAUGGACCCCGAGCCCGAGCUGACCUGGACCCUCGACGGGAGGCUCUGUGGCACCGGAGAGAAGCUGUUCAUCCGGCGACUGUCCCGGGAGCUGCUGGGCACCUACGUGUGCACGGGCAGGAACAGCCAGCAGCUGCUGCCCUCCUACCCUGUGACCGUCUCACUGCCACCUGAGCCACGGGAGUCCCCCCCACCCAGGACCCCUGCUGCACUCCGGCUGGUCUGCGGCGGACUUCAGGGCUCUCCUGAGCACCUUCCAGAAGCCUGGGAGGCCCCCCCCCUAUUUUUUUCUGGAUCAGGGAUUGAAUCCUUGAAUCCAGGGGCGCUUAAUCUCGGAGCCCCCUCUCCAGCCCUUUUUACUUUUUAUUUUGAGACAGAUUCUUGCUAAGUUGUUGAGGCUAGCCUCAAAUUUGAGAUCCUCCAGCCUCAGCCUCCCAAGCCGCUGAGGUUACAAGAGUGCACCUCCGCGCCCGGCUCUGUGAGACCCUUUCUAGCCAAAGUGUCGUCUGUCCUUCCCUCCAGCAAGCCAGCUGUGGCUGAGGCUGAAAGAGGCUGACGCUAAUGAAAGCCCAGGACAGGAUCUGCACCGGGUCCCAGCUCCAGCCCUCUCUCCCCUCUGCGCCCCAGCACGCGCCAGCGAAGCGGAUAGACAGACAGACAGACAGAUAGAUAGAUAGAAAGAAUAGAUAAAUAAGUAAAAAAAAAAAAAAAAGUUUGAAAAGAGAAAAGAAAGACCCUGCGGCUUCCAGCUGGUGGGGAGGUGGGG